Phlebotomus papatasi is the source of this 1287-nucleotide messenger RNA. Its product is annotated as cell division cycle protein 123 homolog. Gene Ontology annotation, cellular component: cytoplasm. The coding region runs from base 53 to 991 and encodes 312 amino acids. Lineage: Eukaryota; Metazoa; Arthropoda; Insecta; Diptera; Psychodidae. The transcript is spliced from 3 exons. The record is from RefSeq and is a predicted model, not a curated record.
ACUGGGUGAAUCAGUCGAACGUCAAAGUGCUGCGUGAAUUUGUAAACAAACCAUGGAUUGUCCGCCAAAAAAACAGGAAAUGGGAGUCUUGGGGGCAUGCUCCUUCAACAAUUGGUACAGUCAAUUUGAGAAAAUCACAAUAAAGUCCUUUAUUGUGCCCAUUCCCAACCAUGUUUUGGAUUAUUUGCGAGAUGACAUGAUUAUCAUGCCCAGGGAAUGCCUGGACCCCACAGAAGAUAAUGACGAUGCAUCUGAGGAAGAGAUUAGAGUAUCCUUUCCUGAGUUUUCCACUCAAAUACGCAAACUGUUGCGUGACAAAUUGCCAAAUGGGGCUUUUCUAAAAACCAACUGGCACUGUGCCCGUGAUGCUCACUGGAUUAUGCCUGGACAGACUCUAAAGGUUCGUGAUGUGUCUGAGGUGUAUCAAUUGCUAAAAGCUUCAAAUUUCUCAAAAAUGGAUCUGAGUCCGGAACGAGGAUUUGCCAGUGGUUUCAAUUUCUGCAUUGUCCUGAGGAAAUGGCAGGAAAUCAAUCCAGCCAGUGAAUUUAGAUGUUUUGUGCGGGGUCAUACACUUAUUGCAAUAUCUCCACGUGCCUGGCCAGAGUACUAUGAGCACAUUUAUCAGCAGAAAAGUGACAUUAUCCGGGAUAUUUGUACACUUUUCAAGGAACAUAUCAAAAAUCGCUUUCCUCUGGCUGAUUAUGUCUUUGAUGUUGUCCGGGAGAAGAAAGAUGUUGUCCAAUUGCUGGAUUUUGCCCCAUUUGAUCAGCAAUAUACCAAUUCACUGGCUUUUGAGUGGCUAGAACUUGAGGAUGACGAAAAGUAUCCAGCUGGCGGGGAAGACGAACCUGAAUUUUGCUACCUCAAGCAAGAUAUUGGGAUUCAGCCCAAACAGAAGCAUCUCUAUGGUCUUCCACUGGAAUUUACAACUCUAGCCAGUGGAAAUUCUGAGGGAUCUGUGGCUCAGCAUCUCGCAGAUUUGGGACUCUAGAAAGCAUUUACAGGAAAAUCUUUCACAUUCUCAGCCAUUUCCUACCUUUCUGGAGACCCGAAGAGAGUACCACUGCUCAACAAAAAAUAAAAAGCUGAAGGUGCAGAGGACGAAAUAAAAGAAAGCAAAUUUAAAUUUAAUUGGUGGACCCUUACAAAUAAAUAAAAGCACUAUAAAAAAUGCUGAACGGUUACCAGAAGACGAUUUGGCUAUUUGUUCUGACUUUAUUUCUUCAAAAUGAACAUUUUAUCAAACUAAUAAUUUAUUUUGGACAAAUAUAGAUCAACUCUGAAGAA